AUGCACAGCGUUUCUCAGAUCAGCGCACCGACAGGAAACAUGUCGGGUACAACAAGCAGUCCUGUCACGGACACCACCCACAGUGUCUCUGGAACAAACUCUAGUGAUACCAAAACCGCGACUGGCCACUCUACUGACCAGAGCCACGCGAAGGGAGGAGGCGCAGAUUCCGCCGUCCCCCAGAAGCUCCAGGAGAAGCUGCCCGAGGGUGUUGAGCGCACCGUGCCCAAUGCCCUCCACGACACCGGAGACCAAGGCGGUUUGCACAGGAAGCAAAACUGA
Messenger RNA from Diaporthe citri, 282 nucleotides. RefSeq lists its product as uncharacterized. The coding region runs from base 1 to 282 and encodes 93 amino acids. The record is from RefSeq and is a predicted model, not a curated record. The transcript has 2 exons. NCBI's taxonomy places the organism in Eukaryota, Fungi, Ascomycota, Sordariomycetes, Diaporthales, Diaporthaceae.